Molecule: messenger RNA, 2001 nt
Organism: Cygnus atratus (black swan)
Lineage: Eukaryota; Metazoa; Chordata; Aves; Anseriformes; Anatidae
Gene: NOL4
Product: nucleolar protein 4
Exons: 12
Coding region: 1-2001 (666 amino acids)
Source: RefSeq, a predicted model, not a curated record
AUGGAGAGCGGCGAGCGGGACAUGUACCGGCAGUUUCAGGACUGGUGCCUCAGGACUUACGGGGACUCGGGGAAAACCAAGACGGUGACCCGUAAAAAAUACGAGCGGAUCGUCCAGCUCCUGAACGGCUCCGAGUCGAGCUCGACGGAUAACGCCAAAUUCAAAUUCUGGGUCAAAUCUAAAGGCUUCCAGCUCGGCAACUCGGACGAGGUCAGUGGUGGUGCUGGAGGAGGGAAGCAAGUGCUGUACGUGCCAGUCAAAACCACGGAUGGAGUAGGUGUAGAUGAGAAGCUGUCUUUACGGCGGGUAGCCGUGGUAGAAGAUUUCUUUGACAUUAUCUAUUCCAUGCAUGUUGAAACUGGGCCUAAUGGAGAACAAAUCAGAAAACAUGCUGGACAAAAGAGAACAUAUAAAGCAAUUUCAGAGACCUAUGCCUUCCUACCGAGAGAAGCGGUGACACGAUUUCUAAUGAGCUGCUCAGAGUGCCAGAAAAGAAUGCAUUUAAACCCAGAUGGAGCAGAUCAUAAAGAUAAUGGAAAACCUCCAACUUUGGUGACCAGUAUGAUUGAUUACAAUAUGCCAAUUACCAUGGCCUAUAUGAAACACAUGAAGCUGCAGCUACUAAAUUCACAGCAAGACGAGGAUGAAAGCUCUAUAGAAAGUGAUGAGUUUGAUAUGAGUGACUCUACUAGGAUGUCAGCUGUGAACUCCGACCUCAGCUCAAAUCUCGAAGAGAGAAUGCAAAGUCCUCAGAAUCUCCAGGGCCAGCAGGAUGAUGAUUCAGCUGCAGAGAGUUUUAAUGGCAAUGAGACCGUGGGACACAGUUCCAAUGCUUCAGGGGGAACACACUGCAGGGAGAUGGCAGAAACCAACAGUAAUGGCAAAACAAAUCUGGAGCAGGAUGAGCAGCCUCUGAACCUGAGUGACAGUCCCCUCUCUGCUCAGCUGACUUCAGAAUACAGACUAGAUGAUCACAACAGUAAUGGAAAGAACAAAUACAAGACUCUCCUAAUUUCUGAUCUCAAGAUGGAACGGGAGGCAAGAGAAAAUGGAAGCAAGUCCCCUGCACAUAGCUAUUCAAGCUAUGACUCUGGCAAGAAUGAGAGUGUAGGCAGAGGUGCUGAAGAUCUGUCUUUGAAUCGAGGAGAUGAAGAUGAGGAUGACCAUGAUGAGCAGGAAGAUCCUGAGAAGGUUAAUGAGUCGGAUGGGGUAGAAGCUGAGCGACUGAAAGCUUUUAAUAUGUUUGUCAGGCUGUUUGUAGAUGAAAACUUGGACCGAAUGGUCCCAAUCUCUAAGCAGCCAAAAGAAAAGAUCCAAGCUAUCAUUGACUCAUGCAGGCGACAAUUCCCUGAGUAUCAAGAGCGUGCCAGAAAGCGCAUACGUACUUACCUCAAGUCCUGCAGGCGGAUGAAAAGAAGUGGUUUUGAGAUGUCACGACCUAUUCCCUCACACCUUACUUCAGCAGUUGCAGAGAGUAUCCUGGCUUCCGCCUGUGAGAGUGAAAGCAGAAAUGCUGCAAAAAGGAUGCGGUUGGAUAGACAACAGGAUGAAGCUGCUCCAGCUGACAAACAGUACAAACAGGAGCCAGCCCAGGUCACUUACUCAACAUCAGCUGUUUCCAGCACACAGGAGGUGUUGUACAUCAAUGGAAAUGGGACCUACAGUUACCAUAGUUACAGAGGGCUCGGAGGUGGGCUGCUAAAUCUCAACGAUGCUUCUAGCAGUGAUCUGCAGCCGCCCUCUACCACAGCUGCGAGUCAGCACUGCAUCCCAGGCACCACGAACGUCCAGUCCCCUUCCAACUCAGGUCCAACAGAUCUCAGUAUGAAGAGGCAGUUAGCAACCAGCUCUGGAUCCUCCAGUAGUACAAGCUCUAGACCCCAGCUGAGUCCGACUGAGAUAAACGCAGUGAGGCAGCUUGUGGCAGGGUAUCGAGAAUCAGCUGCAUUUUUAUUGCGUUCUGCAGAUGAACUGGAAAACCUUAUUUUGCAGCAGAACUGA